UCUUAAUUAAUUAAAUCAACUCAUAUACCACAGAUAAUAUCAAAAAAGCACAUUGAAGUUAAUCAUUCGAUCUGUAUUCAUCAAGACGAGCACAUCAUUGCCAAAAAAGAUCGAAAAUGUUGCUCGUUGUUGGAUUAGCUAUUUUAUUAGCAAGCGCGCAUGCGCAACCAGUUGAGAAUGCGAAGCAAAGUACUGGGAAAGCAGAACUGAAACCACUGAUCAUGCCUACUGCAAGACCAAAGAUAAAUUUUCAACGUCCGAAGGUGCCGGCGCCUCCACCAGAAGAUUUUACAGACGAUGACGGCGAUGUACCGAAUGAUGUCGAGUUUGAUUAUAAUAACAACCCUGACAGUGCAGAGAAUAAAAAUUUAGAACAAGCACAACGUAGGAUCAUCUCACCAUUACUGAAAAAUGUCAGCCAGAUGAUAGGAGCUGGAACGGUGACUGCCGGAGUAAUAUCAAGCGUUGUAAAACCUCUCACAGAGGGCCUUGUUGGUAAAAUGAUGGACUACGCUGUCAGUCAGAUGAAUUCAAAGAAGCCUGUUAGUCGCAUGCUGGUUUUAAUAUUGGAAGCGUCUAAGUUUAUUAUGGAAAUGAUGGACUUUUUGACAAAGCGUGGUAGUUUGAUUCAAAAGAUCAUCGUGGUCAUCUUGAAGUUGUUAAGCGGAACAUUGGGAUCAUUCAAAAAUCUUAAAAAUUAAUUAAAACGUUAAAUGUGAAAGAAUCUGUAUUUUACUCCUUGGUGUAUUAACACGACCAUCUAAAUAAUUCAA
Molecule: messenger RNA, 773 nt
Organism: Dalotia coriaria
Lineage: Eukaryota; Metazoa; Arthropoda; Insecta; Coleoptera; Staphylinidae
Exons: 2
Coding region: 117-701 (194 amino acids)
Source: RefSeq, a predicted model, not a curated record